Messenger RNA from Bipolaris oryzae ATCC 44560, 1563 nucleotides. RefSeq lists its product as uncharacterized. The transcript has a single exon. The record is from RefSeq and is a predicted model, not a curated record. Bases 1 to 1563 code for a protein of 520 amino acids. NCBI's taxonomy places the organism in Eukaryota, Fungi, Ascomycota, Dothideomycetes, Pleosporales, Pleosporaceae.
AUGAUUGCUCGAAGCUGGAUAUCGGAUUGCCAGCUCAAUCAUCGGUGUUCUGAGGCUGUUCCGGCACUCACUGUGCAGUAUCUUGAUGGUGUCCGACCAGCCCGCAUGAUUGAUGUGGCAGCUUUCCAACAUCCAUCCCAGGACGUUCGGCUAGUGGAAAUGGAUCAAGUGUGUACAUAUGUAGCCUUGAGCUACUGUUGGGGUCAUGACACGUCCUAUGUGACAAAGCAGGAUACUCUGUUAUCACGGCUGACGCGCAUAUCCUACAAUGACUUGCCAAGAACAUUUCAACAUGCAGUCACAGUAACUCGGAACCUGGGGUAUAGUUACUUAUGGCUAGAUGCUCUUUGCAUCGUUCAGGAUUCUUUACAAGAUUGGGAGCGAGAAUCACAAAAGAUGGGUAUCAUAUACAGUCAAGCUGUUGUCACAAUUGCCGCGACCGCAAGUCGAGGUGUGCAUGACGGUUUUUUCAACCACCAAAGCUGUAGCGAAAUUUCUCCAUCAUGGAAGAAAAUGUUAGUGAGAGGUACCACGACACAUGGUGUCCCUACUGAGUUGCUACUCUAUGAAGACACUUAUGUUCCCAUAGACCCUGCAGCUGAUAUGGCUGCAGGACCACUAGCACAAAGGGCAUGGGCUUGUCAAGAGAGAAUACUGUCUGCUCGCGUCCUCCACUACAAGAAUAAACAAAUCUACUGGGAAUGCCGACAAGCAGCCCACAUAGAGGAAGGAGUCCCGUCUUUCUCGGAUAACACGGCUCGUGUUCGCACAGGUCCCAAUCUUGGUCGGGAGCUUGCUGUUCAUGAUCUUGAUUUUUUCUUUCGAAUUCUCAGGUGGUAUCGCGGAAUACUUACAACACACUACUCAACACGACAACUAACAUAUGCAUCCGAUCGGCUGCCCGCAAUUUCAGGUCUUGCAAAACUUGUCCAAGGCAGCAUGAAAAUGACGUAUCUUGCUGGUCUCUGGAAAGAGGGUCUCCAAUUUGGAUUGUUUUGGGGGGCGGUAAACAUAGUGCCUCGUUCAGCAGUCAAUGCAUCUCCCUCUUGGUCUUGGGCGUCUUAUGAGACGCCAUUGUGUUGGCCGAUGACUGCAUUCAAAAGCUUUCCACCCGCAAUUUUCGAUCUGAACGACUACAGCGUUGAACUUGCCAGUAGCGACGAGUUCGGACGUGUGAAUGGAGGUUUCUUGAGGAUCACCGGUCUCAUGAGUGUAGUACAGAUUGGUUUCCGCGUAGGCAUAGCCCAUCCGUUUGAUGCUUGGAGUCACGAAGGCAAUAUGGGCGAUUGGAGUUCGAAGCUUUCAGACUCUGAUGGAAUUUAUAUGGGUAAUGCAUGGUUAGAUCGGAAUCCCGGCAUAGAUGCUGUGCACGCGUUGAUACUUGCGACGGCUAAUCCACUAACAGAAUGCGAUGAGGAAUGGGAUAUGCUGUUGGUAACCUCUGUAGGAGAGACUAGUGACAGAUUUGAAAGAAUCGGUAUCGCACAGGUGUUCCACAAAGACAUCAAAGAAGAGCGCCGUUGGCUACCAAAGUUUAAAAAACGAAGUAUCACGCUUGUUUAG